AUGAGCGAACCGCCGCCUGUGAUGCCGGACGGCAUCGCCGACUUCCCCAGCGACAUCGACGAUGCCGAUUUCGGGGCCCUCGAAAUGUUCGACAGCAACUCGAUGCCCCCUCCCUUCUCCUCGCAGGCCAACGCCCUGCCCAUUGCGUCAAGCGGACAGGUUCCCGAAGCCGUCAUGGCGGAGGAGGCAAUGCCGCCGCCCUCGCCCAAGAAUCACAGGCGCGGCAAGAGCGCAUCUGAGCAUGCCGUUGAAUCGUCUUUGCCCUCGCCCGACGGCCGUUCCAAGAAGAAGCACAAGUCAAAGAAGGACAAACGAUCCGACCACCAAGUCCCCGAUAGCCAGGCCAUCCCCGACGAAUACCAAACUACGGACAAUCCGAUGCCAUCAACUGACACGCCCUCGGAGCUGAACGGCGGCGGGGCCGAGGCGGCGCUUCUGUCGACCAAAUCCAACAAGAAGCGCAAAUUCUCCGACUCCGCACAUGGCAAGCGGCGAAAGAAGCGGCGCUCGCACGGCCAUCACGAUACUCAGGAGCAAGGCGGGGCCGAGGCUCGGGCUGCCGCCGCCGAUUUCUUGCGCAAAAGCAACGAUGCAGGCAUCCCAUCAGCGAGUGCCGUCGACGACAACGUGGAAGGGUCUGACCCGCAGAAAUCGCCCACCGUCGCCCACCUCCGACGUCGCAGCCAGUCUCGCGAGGCCCGGUCGAGGGAGAAUAGCGUUCCCCCGCCAGAGGCCGAUGGCAUGGAGGUCGACCCGCCGGCCGGCCAGGGCGCGCCUGUGGACGCGAUUGCGAACCAUGGCGUCCCCGUUGACGCCGACGUGGAGGCUCUUGCACGAGAGGCUUGGAACGAGCAUCGAAACGGCCAAGGCUCUAUUGUCAAUACCCAAGAAACCAACGGAACCGCCGUUGAUGCUCAACCCGCAGAACCCUCCGACCCUUCUUCAUCCAAGCGGCGAUCGACUCGCAAAAAGGCCAAGCCCACCUUCUUCGAGCAGCCCCCAGCAGAAGUCUCCAAUGACGAGGCCAAUGCCGCUCGCGACGCCCUGGCCGAAUUGCCGUCGCCAACAGCCGUGACACCCAAUCCUCGAGGCAGAGCCAAGACUGCUGCGAAGAAGACGGCUAAGGGAAAGAAGCCAAAGCGGGAAAAGGCUGAGAAAGCAACGCCGCCCCCGCCCACGCAUGGCGGAUUUGAUGAAUACGGCGCUGGGGAGGGACAUGGAGAGGACGAAGCAGGUCGAGCGCGACGAAACCGCUUGGUCGGCUUCACCCAAGGGCGGUUUUCAGACGACGAACUCGCACGCAUCGCGAGGGCUGUGGAGAGCUUUCGAGCCGACAAUGACCUGACGCAGGAGCAGGUCAACCAGAUGAUUCAUGUGCCGGGCGGGACUACUGCUGGCGAAGACCACGCCCAGCUCUGGGUCCGCAUCUUUGCUGAAUGCCCGGAUCGGCAUCGGCAAAAGGUCAUCAACAUUACUCGCAAAAAGUUCCACAACUUUGUCGCGCGCGGCACCUGGACCCUCGAGCAGGACAUCGAGUUGUCCGACCUCAUCGGCGUCCACGGCACCAAGUGGUCCAAGAUUGCCGCCAUUAUCAAUCGCCACCCCGAGGACCUCCGAGAUCGAUACCGCAAUUACCUGGUCUGCGGCCAGAACCAGCGCAAGGAUGCUUGGACUGAGGCCGAGGAAGCGCAGCUGACCCAAUACGUCAUUGACGCCAUGGAUGCCAUUGACGAACUGAGGACGUCGGCGCCGAAUCCUUCGCUCCUCGACAUGUCGUAUGAGGAGCUCAUUGACUGGCAGAACAUUAGCGAGAGGAUGGGCCGGACCAGAAGCCGGCUCCAGUGCAUCACCAAGUGGAAGUCGCUCAACAUCCGGACGCACGGCAAGGACAAGCUCAUCUCUGGGGAGCCCGACGCCCAGAUUUCCUUUCGCCUGGAAAAGGCCCGUCGGCAGAUUGCUGCGAUGCCAGAGGAGGAGAAGUUUCGACUGGUGCUGGCCAUUCAGGCCACCGCCGUUGGCAAAGACGCUAAGAUCCCUUGGCAACGGCUGGUGGACAAGCAGUUCCGUAACCAGUGGCACCGCCCGACCCAGAUGCUCCUUUGGCGAAGGCUGAGGCAGACCCUUCCCGGCUGGGAAGCCAAGACGACGCGCGACUGCGCCCUGGAGCUAGUCGAGCGGUACAAUCAUUCCGGAGAGUUGCCCGAUGUCAAUGGUGACGGAUACGACGACACGCAGGAGAUGGAGUAUGUCCAGGGCAUCCGGGCAGCCUCUUUUGUGACCAACAUGGUGCCUGGAGUGAGGCAGCAUGGGAACAUGAGCGCAGAGUUCAUCACAGACUCGGACAUGGAGGAGGCCAACGGAGCAGCUGCCGGCAACGACGACGAGGGAGCAGAGGACGACGACGACCUCAAUAUUGACCCUGCACUCAUCGAGACGCCCGCACCCGCCAAGAAGGCGACUACGGCGAAAAGAACCGGAACCGGAAAGCCUCCCUCGAGGAAGAAGUCCAAGAAGGCGCCCACGGCCAAUAUGGAUCCCAUUGAGGACGUCGGCCCGAGCCAGGAGCAGCCGGCCGACGGCCAGGACGGCGAUUCCGAGGUGGAGGUGCCGCCGUCUCGGCAGAAGAAAACGCCCAAGCAGUUCAAGUCGCCGCAGGACAAGAGAAAGGUCCAGCUUGUUUCGCCUCGCAGCGCGGGUUCCGAGACCGGCAUGGAGGACAUGGAGGACUUGCCGGCGAAGCUUCCUGCUUAG
Messenger RNA from Hirsutella rhossiliensis, 2751 nucleotides. RefSeq names its product myb-like DNA-binding domain-containing protein. The transcript is spliced from 2 exons. Bases 1 to 2751 code for a protein of 916 amino acids. NCBI's taxonomy places the organism in Eukaryota, Fungi, Ascomycota, Sordariomycetes, Hypocreales, Ophiocordycipitaceae. The record is from RefSeq and is a predicted model, not a curated record. Gene Ontology annotation, molecular function: transcription cis-regulatory region binding; DNA-binding transcription factor activity. Gene Ontology annotation, biological process: regulation of DNA-templated transcription. Gene Ontology annotation, cellular component: nucleus.